Molecule: messenger RNA, 947 nt
Organism: Scophthalmus maximus (turbot)
Lineage: Eukaryota; Metazoa; Chordata; Actinopteri; Pleuronectiformes; Scophthalmidae
Gene: dnajc15
Product: DnaJ (Hsp40) homolog, subfamily C, member 15
Exons: 6
Coding region: 56-511 (151 amino acids)
Biological process (GO): protein import into mitochondrial matrix
Cellular component (GO): PAM complex, Tim23 associated import motor
Molecular function (GO): ATPase activator activity
Source: RefSeq, a predicted model, not a curated record
GAAGAAGGAGGUGUAGUGACUUCCGGUUUUGUAUCCGGGACACGGGGGAGACAACAUGGCGAACACCGGCAUGACCGCGGAUGGAGGAGAUAUGAUGCGAUAUGCGGAAUAUUCUUCUAAAUCAAAGGCCAACAGCGACGCGGAGAUCGACAGGGGCCUCGGAGGGACUCUGGUCGCAGUCGGUCUCGGCGUGGCUGCUGCGGCGUUUGCAGGCCGCUAUGCGUUCCAGCUGUGGAAACCUCUGGGACAAGUGUUCUCCGAGACCGUCAAGAAGAUGCCCACGUCAGUGAGUGCUUUCUCGGCGUAUUACAAAGGAGGUUUUGAGCAGAAGAUGUCCAAGCGAGAGGCCAGCCUCAUUCUCGGCAUAAGCCCAGCCACCACCAAGCCCAAGGUGCGUGACGCCCACCGGAGGAUCAUGGUCCUGAACCAUCCAGAUAAAGGUGGAUCGCCAUAUCUCGCUGCCAAGAUCAACGAGGCCAAAGACUUUUUGGACAAGGAGAGCCGGCGAUGACCUUUCAUUGGAAACACUUGAAAGACUUUGAACACUCACAGUGCAAAAUCUUCUCAGCACUGUAUCACUGCUCCAUCAACAUCAACACCUCACCUGGACGACCUGGGAGAUGAAAAGCAAAAAUACUACUAAUAUGACAGCAUCCGUUAGUUACAAGCUGGUUACAUAAUUCAUCUUGAACUGUUUUUUUUUUUAAACUUGAAAAGAUAUAGAUAUGGAUGUCAACCAAGAGUUGAUGGCAUGUGUUCUGUUAUACAGCCAAGACAAAUAAGUGCUACUUGGUGUACAUACUAUGAGUAUGUAACGUAUUGCAUAAAGAUGUAAUCUGUGUAAUUACAAUAAUACAUUUUAAUGUUUGUCACGGAGAACCUGGUGAAAACAGAUUUUAUGUAAAUAAACAUUCUUUCUUUUAUGUUAUUAAAUGUGGAAAAAUCAA